Molecule: messenger RNA, 1282 nt
Organism: Spizellomyces punctatus DAOM BR117
Lineage: Eukaryota; Fungi; Chytridiomycota; Chytridiomycetes; Spizellomycetales; Spizellomycetaceae
Exons: 6
Coding region: 145-1170 (341 amino acids)
Cellular component (GO): mitochondrion
Molecular function (GO): oxidoreductase activity
Source: RefSeq, a predicted model, not a curated record
CCAAAGCGAUGAUGACAAAUGGCAAUCGUGAUGACAUAUCCAAGGUCUUUUUAAAGUAUUUCUUUUGCUGGGGUAUCGUCCCCGCUUCUCACCCUCGCUAUUUGACAUAUCCCAUACCAAACUCUUGCACGAAAGGAAAGCAUCAUGGCAACCUAUAAAGCAGCACAAUUUACAUCCUAUGGAGGACCCGAUAAGAUUGUCAUUUCCGACCUGCCUAUCCCCACGGCUGACGCUCCCGACAGCGUGUUGAUCAAAGUCCAUGCUGCGUCUUUGAACCCUAUCGAUUGGAAGCGCGCAGAAGGCCAGCUGAAAAUGCUUGUCAAGGAAAGUUUCCCCUUGCGCACAGGAUACGACGUCUCUGGCGUCGUCUCAUCUAUCGGAUCGGGUGUAACGAAAUUCAAAGUCGGAGAUGAAGUCUUUGGACGGAUCGGGCAGUCAGAAGUGGGUACUGUCGCCGAAUAUGUUGUUUCGACAGAGGAAAAACUAGCCUUGAAACCAAAAUCCUUGACACACGUCCAAGCAGCUGGAGUUCCCCUAACAGGUCUAACCGCCUACCAAGUUCUCGACAAAUCCGGCUUUGCUUCAAAACCCUCCCGCAAAAUCUUCAUUCCCGCCGGUGCGGGCGGUAUCGGCGUCAUGGCCAUUCAACUCGCCAAACACCUCUUCAACGCUGAAACCAUCGCUACAACUGUCAGUGAAGCCAAGAUUGAUAUCGUCAAGGAUUUGGGCGCAGAUGUCGUCGUUGAUUAUAAAAAGGAGGAUUACACCCAGGUUUUGAAAGACUAUGACAUGGCCAUUGACACAACCGGCGAAACAAAACAACAAUUCGCAAUCCUCAAACCCGGCGGCACACUCUAUUCCAUUGCUGCCCUUCCAAACAGCGAAGAAGCAAACGCUGUCUUUCCCGUCGGAUUUUUCAUGGGAAAAGUCUUGGACGUCUUAACCUACAAACUGCGAUGGGCGGCAAACUCUAAAAAUAUUGAUUACCAUUAUUUGUUUAUGAGUCCCAACGGAACACAAUUGGCGGAAAUUGGUAACCUAGCCGACCAAGGAAAGCUCAAAGUCUUGGUAGACAGUACCUUCCCAUUCACGCUUGAAGGUGUCCGCGAGGCUUUUGCCCGUCAGAAACAGGGCCGUGCUACAGGAAAGGUUAUCAUUCAAGUCAUUUAAGGGGGCUUACCAUACGAAUUCCAUCGCGUUAAUACGGGUUUCUAUAACAUUAUGUAUAAUACACAUCAUAGUAUAUUUUUUUGGAAUCUUUAUUUUCAUGCUUGCAAAAAGA